AUGAUGGUGCAUCGUUGGGGUCGGCCUCCCCUGUCCUGUCGGCCUUGUCGUGAGAAGAAGCGUCGGUGUGACCGCAACCAGCCGUGCUCAAACUGCAACUUGAGGAAGAUUCAAUGCGAAUACGGGCUCUGUGAACGUCCCAGGGCUUCACCAGCAAGGACCGUUAGUUCGAGCGGCAAGUCUACAACUCUGUCAACGCCUCCAGGAGCUGUACUAAAUGCAGAGGAGGUAUUGAAUAGACUCAAUAAUCUGGAGCAAGCUGUCUUCAACAGGCCGAGUCAAGCAUCCCCACGAUUCGGCAUAGAAAAGACUAUCGCACGUGUGGGUCAAGGAUUUUCUCCUAGUGAUUUCACUCCAUUUGGCUUGCAUAUACUAUCACCCUCGCCAGACGAUGCUUCCCUAGACCUGAGAUAUCUAGCCAGCCAACUUCCCCCCGUAGGGCAAGCCAGGGAGCUUUUCAACCACUUCGCUCUUACUUUGCACCAGACUUUCGGGGUCCUUCAUAUACCAUCCGCCCGAGACCUGGUGGAACAAGCUUAUGAAAGUAUGCUUGCAAGAGGAGAGCCAGAUGUCGCCCAGUUACUUUUGCUUUUUAGCAUAUUUGCUGGCUCGGCCUUUGCCUGGAAUGCCCAGCUUUUAGAGAAGCUGAGCACUACACAAGCAGAGGCCCAGGCGGCUUUUAAAGCGUACACCCAUCUAGCCACGUCUAUUUUGGAUAGCUAUCACUCACUUCCUUCGUCCACAACCGCUCUCGCAGCCAUAUCGACCCUGGCCCAUGUGAUAACCAAUUGCGACGGCUUUCCGCUCAAAAUUCAUUUAAUCAGGAUGCGCUGUCUUUUGAUGGCGCGUGCCAUGCAAAUACACCGUCUGGACACUGCAAAGAGCCGUGAAGAAAGAAAGCAUAAGGGAUGCAAUUUGAUUGAAAUCGAAGUACAGAGAAGAGUCUGGUGGAACAUGGUGGCCUUCGACUGGCUACAUGCAUUCUCGGGGGGCCCUCAAGAAGGAGCAUACAUACAUCAACCAAAACAUAUGAAUGUGGACUAUCCGAGCAAUGUCGACGACGAGUUUAUUACUCCCACAGAGGUACAUAGCUUGCCCCUGUCAACUCCCACAACCAUGUCCGCGUUUAUAGAACGCGUGAAGCUGUCCGAAAUCUGCCGCGAAGUCGUUGACGCCAUGCCCUCUAUCUUACUGGAAUCACAACCGGAAUACCACGUCAUACUGGCCCUAGAUGAGAAGUUCCAGAACUACCUCGAUGACCUUCCAGUCUUCCUCCGACUUGAUCGAAAUAGUAUUCGGAAAAGCUACGCUAUAUGCAGCGAGCGUCCCAAUAUCAUCUGGCAACGAAUCGGCAUUAACUUCAGCGUUCAUACUCGUAUUUGUCGACUCCACAUGCCUUAUCACCUGGAAGGCAUGACGAACCAAAAAUACGCCUACUCCCACAGAAUAUGUGUCCAGUCCGCUCAGACAGUACUGGAAUUACGAAGGUUGAUGGAUGAUGCAGAAACCGCAGUGAAACCGACACGUUCGUGGACGGUCACGCAGCACUCUUUCCUGGCAGCGCUUAUUCUGGCGACGGACGUCUCUUUCAACCCGAACUCGCCGGACGCUGAAGCCCGGAAGGCUAAGGUCCUAGCUGCUUACCGGACUCUUGAGAAAUCGAAGGAGGAAUCUAGUGGCCUUGUGGAAGUUAUCCAGAGGAAUAUGCAAACGCUCAUGUCAACGCUUCAUCGACAGCAUUCGCAGAGGACCAAUGUCUCAUACGCUGCGUCUGAGGAAACAGUGGCGAACGGUCAAAGUUCAGGAAAUUCCAGGGAUCCAAUCACUUCAAUGGCUAGUAUUCCAGUCUCAGCUGACGAAUGGCUACAGGGCUACAGCUUGAUGAGUACCGAGAAAGUUGGAGACGAAAACGUGGCUCAACUUUGGUCAGAUUUUCUAGCUGCCGCACCGGAAUUGGGCGCACCGCAGUGGAAUUCAUUAUUAGAUAAUAUGGAUUUUUGCUUUGACCCGAGUGUCUCCUAG
Molecule: messenger RNA, 2022 nt
Organism: Monascus purpureus
Lineage: Eukaryota; Fungi; Ascomycota; Eurotiomycetes; Eurotiales; Aspergillaceae
Source: the annotation of a GenBank genome assembly